Messenger RNA from Vicia faba (fava bean), 453 nucleotides. The record is from the annotation of a GenBank genome assembly. NCBI's taxonomy places the organism in Eukaryota, Viridiplantae, Streptophyta, Magnoliopsida, Fabales, Fabaceae.
AUGAACUUGAUUUCACUCAAAAGCAUUCCUCUGAAAAUGUUGAAGAAGAUGAUGAUGAAAAAGACGAAGGAAGAGGAGGAAGAAGAAGAACAAGAAGAAGAAGAAGAAGAAGAAGAAGAAGAGGUGGAAGAAGUAGAGUAUCUGGUGUUCAAUUUAUCUUCAAUUCGAACAGAAAUCGAAUGCCCUAUCUGUCUUGGCAUCAUUCGAAACACAAGCACUGUAAUGGAAUGCUUGCAUCGCUUUUGCAGAGAGUGCAUACACAAGAGCAUUCGACUUGGUAACAAAGAAUGUCCUACUUGUCGUGUACAUUGUCCUAGCAAAAGGUCACUGAGAGAUGAUCCAUCCUAUGAUGCUUUGAUUCAAGUUUUGUGUCCUGAUAUUGACAAGUUUGAGAAAGAGGAAUUGGCUUCGAUUGAAGAAGAAUUGGAUCUGCCUAAUAAGAAGGUGUCUUAA